Messenger RNA from Dermacentor silvarum, 1740 nucleotides. RefSeq names its product calpain-B. The record is from RefSeq and is a predicted model, not a curated record. The transcript has 11 exons. Gene Ontology annotation, biological process: proteolysis. Gene Ontology annotation, cellular component: cytoplasm. Bases 1 to 1740 code for a protein of 579 amino acids. Lineage: Eukaryota; Metazoa; Arthropoda; Arachnida; Ixodida; Ixodidae. Gene Ontology annotation, molecular function: calcium-dependent cysteine-type endopeptidase activity.
AUGGGCUGCGGGCCGUCGUGCUCGGUGACGGUGUGGCACCCCGAGAGCUCGGCGAACGACCGCGCGGCGGGAGGUCGCAGCCCACGGGCAGUGCGCGUGUGGCCCGUCCGUCCGGCGGCACGAGUGGGUCCCGACGCCUCGGGCUACCGGUCGUCGCAGGGCCUGGCCCAGGACAGCUGCUGCCACGCUGACGACACUGCGGCCAGGCCGGACUCCGCGUACGAGGCGAGCUCCGUGGCCUUCGAGCUGCCCGACGUUCACUCGCUCCACCCACUCAGAGUCACGAAGACCGCGCUGGAGGACGAACAGGCAAUUCGCAACCUGCCGCUGACGGAGCUGUUUGUGGACAGCCACUUCCCACCGGCUGAGUCGUCGCUCUUCACGCACCGUAGGCCGGUGCCUGGCAGGAUCACCUGGCUCAGGCCGCAUGAGAUGGUCUCCGAACCGCAGCUGCUUGUCAACGGUGUGAGCCGCAACGACAUCGUCCAGGGCGCCCUCGGCGACUGCUGGUUCCUCUCAUCGUGCGCAGCUGUGGCGCAGAGGCCGGACCUCAUGCACAGGGUGGUUCCCCAAGAGCAGCAGCUGUACGGUUCAGACUACAAGGGUGCGGUGCGCUUCAACCUAUGGCGUUUCGGUCGCUGGGUGGUGGUGUACGUGGAUGACCUACUGCCCACCAGCGAAGACCGGCUCAUCUAUUCGCGAUGCAGCGACCCACGAGAGUUCUGGGUCGCCCUGCUCGAGAAGGCCUACGCCAAGCUGCACGGUAGCUAUGAGGCCCUGGAAGGCGGCCAGGCCAUGGAUGCCAUGGUAGACCUGACCAGCGGUCUGGCCGAGCGGUACGACUUGCAGGACGCUCCGGAGAACCUGUUCGGAUUCCUGCUCAAGGCCUCUGAACACGGUGCCUUCAUCACCUGCUCGCGCAAGGGUGACUGGUGGCUGGCCACGGCGGCUGACCCUAACGGUCUGGUGUCGGGUCACGCGUACACGGUGAGCGCAGUGCGCCGGGUGGAACUGAGCAACGGACACGACGCCUGCCUGCUACGAGUGCGCAACCCUUGGGGGAAUGGCAUCGAGUGGACCGGUGACUGGAGCGAUGCGGAUCCUCAGUGGUCGCUGGUGGACGCGGAGACAAAGAAGCAGAUGGAGUGGCGCCAGCACGGCGACGGCGAGUUCUGGAUGAAGUACGAGGACUUCUGCCGCGAGUUCGAGGAGGUUUCCAUCUGCACCCUCGGGCCCGACUUCGACGGUGACGGCAUACCCGAGAAACCAGGAGAGGUACGUGCAAUUCGUGGCGUGUGGGUCGACGGCGUCAACUCGGGUGGAUCAAGGAACAACCUGAGCUCGUUCAGCAGUAAUCCGCAGUACCUGUUGUCAAUCAGGCCCUCACCAGGGGACCGAGGUGAAUUUUAUGCCGAUGACGUCACGGCGAGCGUCGUGGUGGCACUGAUGCAGGUGCACCCACCUCACAACGCAUUCAUCACUCGGAACCGGCUGCGCAUGCAUCAGAUAGGAUUCGUCAUCUAUCAAGCGUUGGACCAGUUCCGGCGCUUAUCGCUCGACCACUUUGCGCGCACACCGGACGUGGCCAACUCCGGGGCCUACAUCAACUACCGUGAGGUGUUCGGCCGCUUCGAGCUGCGCCCGGGUCACUACGUCAUCAUACCGGCCACCUUCGACCCACACUGUCCCGGAGCGUUCAUGAUAAGGGUGUACGCCAGCAGCCCCUUCCAACUGAGGUGA